CCAAUCAGGGGUCAGUAGGGAACAAAACAGACAGAAAUACUCGAGGGAAAGAAGGGAUUUUUUUCAGCAUGUGUUGACAUUGCCUUUUGGGUAACUGUUCUUCAUCAUUUUUACAACUCAACUCGUUCUGUGUCAGCGUAAUAUCCAAGGGAUCGUCAAGAAAAAAUAUUUCAGAAGAAUGAGGUGAAGGUUGCUCCUACAGAGCCUUUGUAGAGGUGAUGUGAUUGCGCCCAAGCUUACUUUCAGUUUCCAGAUGGCGACUGUUAAAUCUGUAAAAUUUAAGAGAAGAAAAUCUUGCGGAAGCCUGGAAUGUCAAGUGGUACUUCUUGAUAAUUCUCUCUAUGUAACUAAAUUGGAUGGCAAGUCUGCUAAAGGACAGGAGCUUUUCAACAAAGUGUCUGAAAAGCUGAGUUUGCCGCCGAACACGAGAAACUACUUUGGCUUGCAAUUUAUAGAUGGCGUCGACGGCGAAUUAACGUGGUUAGAUUUUGAAAAAGAAAUUAGACCUCAGCGAAGAAAACCGUACACUUUCCAGUUUGCUGUGAGGUUCUAUCCGCUUGAAGCCAAUGUCAAACCCAAAGAAGUCCAGGACCUGUUGAUUUGGCAAAUCAAAGAUUCUCUUAUUCGAGGUAAAUUUAUCACGUCGAUUAAUGAGCACGCCGUUCUAGACGGAUUUUUUGCUCAGGCCUUUCUUGGUGACUUUAACCCCAAGUUACACACUCGUGGCUAUUUGGAGGAUUUAUUGGGGUCUUUCUUUGCCCCACCCAACAGAAUAAACUGCGAUGCUGAAUUGAGUGAAGAGAAAUACGAAAGUAUUGUUUACAAUUUACAUCGCUCUCAUAAAGGUAUGACUCCAGGCGAAGCAAGAAUUGCCUUCCUGGAGAUGGCUUAUAAUCUUCCUUUCUGUGGCAUGUCAUUACACCACGGAGCGACUGACAAAAAAGGCAACAUCGUAGAUUUGGCGAUCUGUGGCAGCGGAGUUCUCGUCUUUGAUGUUGACACCUUUGGAGUAGCGGGAAAUGUGGUUCAAAACUUUCCCUGGCACGAAAUUGUUGCGAUGACUCGUCAAAACAGGAAAUUUUACGUGGUUGUUUAUUCUCAUGAAAGGAAAGACGGCGGAAGUUAUUCAUACAGGUUUCAUGGGCAUUUUGGUCACAGAGCCUCAGAAAGGAUUCUGCACGACGCUCUAAGGCAUCAAGCGGUUUUUUACCAGCCCGAGAAGAAGUUAUUUCGACGUAGCAAAUCUUUUGGAGAAGUCGAUUCUCACAUAGGUACAGGGCAGUUCAAACGCAGCGACAAGAAAUAUGCUUCAACAUUUGGCAAGACACCCAGCCGUGGAUCAUUUAGAAAAUUCACUGAUUCUAUUCGAAGAAAGAUACCUCACAAGCAAAAAAGUGCACCAGCUGAUUCAUCCCUCGAUGAAAGCCCGAAUACCAGCAACACAAGCACCAUGACCUACGUGUAAGGUCGUACAAUUUUAUGGUCUCAUGGCCAAAGAAAAUUCACCAGCGUGUGCUUUGGGGAUUAUAUAAAGACGACUUUACAAAAACUUUGUUUUGAUAUUAAUUUUAUAUUAAUUUUCUGAUGACCAUUUUCUGAUGACCAUUUUCUGAUGACCAUUUUUCCCAACAAUGUGCCCGGGAUCAUGAAAAGGUCAAGCAAUGUUACUUUAUUUGAUUUCAUAAGCACAUAAAAUUUCUUCUUUAAAGUACUUUUGUAAGAGGUGGGAAACUUGGAAAAGAAAAACCUCUCUGGCACUGAUAAGUCCAGGAAUUUUAUUUUGAGCUUGGAAAAUUUUAUCUUUGUAAUAGAUUUGCAGUAAACUCAUAGUAAAGCAUGAAGAAAAGUUGAUGAACCAUGUGCACCUUGUGGGUUCAAAUUUAAAAAGUAACAACAGCAGAAAACCUCAUCCCAAGGGGGAUGAGCAAAUUUCAAGGUAAAAAAUUAGAACUGGCAUCACAAAUUUUGUCCUAACUGAGAUUCCAUUCACACUGUCAAACAUAAUCAAACAACUUAUUGUGAUGAUGAAAAAUGUAGCCAUGAGUGGAAAGGAUGUCUGUUAAGAGAGGAUUCAUGCUACUUAAUGUUAUAUUUAACAUUGGAAAUUGUAUUUUUUUUACCAAGGAAUGGUUAGAAAAAGUCAAGUCAAAAUGUUUGUGAUAGUGAUUUAUAGAAGUUUCCCCCACUGCAAAUUUACCUUCUCCAGUUUCCUCUCACUUACAGUUGCAAAGUGUUCAGUAACUUAGAACAACAACAUGACCUUAUGGCUAAGGAAAUAUGUAUGUCACAUGAUAUUUAUUGGUAAAUGUUAUAAUUAUGUAAUGCUGAAAGUUAGUAAUACUUUAGCAAAACCAGCAUCAAUGUAAAGCUGUACCAUAAAAAGUAAUAUAUUCAAAUUUUGUGGCUAUUUCUUGAAAUAUUGCUAGACAUUAAUUUUGUACUCGUCUUGCACAUUAAUCGUACUCUGUGAAGUACAGUUGGAUAAUGAAUUUAUUUGUGCUUAUUAAAGCUUUCAAAAGUUUGCAAUAGUGCUCUGUUAAGAUUUCACAAGGCUGUCUUUGAGAGAAAUAGAUGCUUAAUUGUAUUGACAAUGGCAGUUCUGCCUCUGUGUUUCUAGUGAUUACACAGACUUAUCUAGAACCUAUCUUCUCGGAUCAUGUGUACUGUCGGUACUCUUGGAAAAGAGUUAGUCUUCUAUGUUUAACCGAAAUGUUGGUUGACAUUCUAUUGACAUUUGGUUGACACUCAACGGUUGGCUGAUGUUUGAUAAAUUUUGACCAAUAUUGCAAUUCCUUAUUGACUGAGUCUUGACUGAUUAUCAGCCAACUAUCAACCAACUGUUGACUGACUAUUGACUGAGUGUUGACCAAGUGUCAACUGACAUAUCGGUCCAGUAUUGCCCAACUCUGAAACUUCUUUGAACUAAGAGAAAAAAUGGCUGAGGGCUUAUGUAAUAAAAUAAGUGGCUUUUUAUUGUGUUUGAAAUAUAUUUUGAUUCUGUUACCUUCACAAAGUUAUAGAAACUCUAAAACUCCAACCCGACAGAAUAAAUUACAUUUGGAAAGGAU
Messenger RNA from Stylophora pistillata, 3068 nucleotides. Its product is annotated as band 4.1-like protein 1. The record is from RefSeq and is a predicted model, not a curated record. Gene Ontology annotation, cellular component: cytoskeleton. NCBI's taxonomy places the organism in Eukaryota, Metazoa, Cnidaria, Anthozoa, Scleractinia, Pocilloporidae. Gene Ontology annotation, biological process: actomyosin structure organization.